AACACUGACACGACAGCUCCAGGGCAAUCAGCAUGGCGGCUCUCUGUGGUGAUUUCGAACUGUGGCUUGCUGACAAGUUACGCGCGCUCAGUAUUGACCCCGACGUGUUCGGAAGCUACAUCACAGGCAUCCUCGAAGGAACCGAGACGGAGGAAGAGAAGUCCGAGGCCCUCCAAGGCAUCCUUAGCGAAGUUUGCGAGGACGGAAUAUCGGAGGUUAAGGAUGAAAUCUUCAGCAAAUGGUCUGCGUACACCCAGAGCCCAGCGGAAGGGGAUGUUCGGGUGGACGACGAAGGGAAGUACAACGUCGAAGCGAAGCUAGUGAGUCUCAUGGAGGAACAGGCCAAGUCGGUGGUUCCAGAAAAAAGCGUGACCGUCGAAGAACAAAAGUUACGGCAGGCCAUACUUGCCCAGUACGCCGAGGUUUCCGAUGGAGAGGAGGAGUCGAGCCCAGUUCCGAAAGCUGCAGCGGUGCCAGAGGCUGUCUCUGCAGCUGCCUCCACAGGAGCCCCACACAAGGAGCAUUAUGCUCCCAAAUUGCUGGCGCGCAACACCAACGCCGAGACUGUCGCGCAUGCCGAGAAGGAGAAGCGUGAGCUGAGCAAACAAGAGCACGAACGCAAGAAGGCGCAGGACAAGCUGAACCGAGAGAAGCAAAAGCAGCAGCAGCAGGAUCGCAAGGACAAAGAGCGCAAACGCACGCAGAAGGGAGAACGGCGGCGGUAGCACCGACUUGGCGAGUCGAUCCCGUUCCACUUCUUGUUACUCCCCCGCGAGUCCUCCUAAUACUCCCCCUUUGAUGCCCUCUUCUCCGUUCCCUCCUUUGCUUCUCAGCGAUGUUGUGCU
This is a messenger RNA of Ixodes scapularis (black-legged tick), 845 nucleotides long. RefSeq names its product coiled-coil domain-containing protein 43-like. Lineage: Eukaryota; Metazoa; Arthropoda; Arachnida; Ixodida; Ixodidae. The transcript has 5 exons. The record is from RefSeq and is a predicted model, not a curated record. The coding region runs from base 33 to 725 and encodes 230 amino acids.